Molecule: messenger RNA, 1403 nt
Organism: Mollisia scopiformis
Lineage: Eukaryota; Fungi; Ascomycota; Leotiomycetes; Helotiales; Mollisiaceae
Exons: 3
Coding region: 48-1349 (433 amino acids)
Biological process (GO): mitotic spindle organization
Cellular component (GO): cytoplasm; dynactin complex
Source: RefSeq, a predicted model, not a curated record
CUUGAAGCUCUAAGUGAACUGCUCUUCUCAACAACCAACAUUGAACGAUGGCCUCAAACAGGAAGUAUGCAGCGUUGCCAGAUCUGGACUCUGCACCAGAUAUAUAUGAGACACCAGAGUUGACCGACGACAAUUCUACAGCUCCAACUGGCAGAGCUCGUUCUGAAUCGACCACCUCAUCGUACAAGGAUUUCGACGAAGAUGACGAGGAGUCUGGCAUUUCCCGUGAGAGGUUGCAACCUGAUGAAGCUCGCUCACAUUUCUUGCCUGCCCAAGUAGAUGCUCGAGAUGUGGACUUUUCGGAUCGAGUGAAUGCGAAGAGGAAAUCAUACAAGACCUCGACGAGGAGACAGCGGAGACGAGAAGAUGGUACAGAAGAAUACGGGGAUUUCAGUGACGAGGAGGAUGGAGAAAGUCUUGGAAGGAAGCUUGCUAGGUUAAGGAGGGAAAUUGAAGAAGUGAAGGAGGAAUACGGAAAGAGACAAGCCGAGAACAAGAGUGUCGCUGGAAAAGACGGCGAAGACCUCGGGGUAGAUGUCACAACGUUGAGUAGGAUGCUCGAUGGAAUCUCGACCAGCCAAGGCUCAGCACCAGUCAGUGUGGCCGCAAAGUUUGCCAAAGACCUAGGAACCGGUAUAAAGGCCAACGGACCUCCACAAACAUCGCAAGGGAAAAGUGAUCCAACUACAUAUACAGUUACAUAUGCACCAACAUACCAACAGAGCCAUGCUCUGGCCAAAGCUGCGGAUUUCGACACUCGUUUGGCUCUGCUCGAGAGAGCUUUAGGGCUCGGGCCCACCGACCUCCCUACGAGUGCAACUCCCAGAGCCAUUCUUCCAAGUCUCGAGACAUUACAGCGGCAGAUAUCAUUGAUCACCGAAUCCUCUCCCUCCUCGUUAGACAGCAUUAGCAGAAGAGUUCGUACCCUUACACAAGAAGCUGAAAAGCUCGAAGAGUCACGAAAAGCAGCAAAGGCAGCCCAAGAUGCCCUGAGAGCUGCGGGUGGCGAUAACAUUGCAGAGGAAGGUGAAGAUUCGGAGCAAGUGGCCAAAAUCAAUGCCUUGUACGGGACUCUGGCCACCAUCGAGAACUUAGCACCACUUCUUCCACCGCUAUUAGAUAGACUACGGUCAUUACGGGCAAUCCAUGCAGAUGCUGCUGUUGCUAGUGAGGGUUUGACCAAGGUCGAAGAACGGCAAACACAGAUGGCUGAAGACAUUAAAAAGUGGAGAGAAGGUCUUGAAAAAGUCGAAGCAGCUAUGAAGCAAGGCGAAACAGUCAUGAGUGGUAACAUGAAAACAGUCGAAGGCUGGGUCAAGGAAUUGGAGGAGAAGAUGCAGAAAAUUUGAAGGAAUGAAAUGUCAAUAUUACUGUCAUCAGUCUAAUAGAUACCCAUAUGGAAG